Messenger RNA from Papaver somniferum (opium poppy), 3049 nucleotides. RefSeq lists its product as uncharacterized. The coding region runs from base 556 to 2919 and encodes 787 amino acids. The record is from RefSeq and is a predicted model, not a curated record. Gene Ontology annotation, molecular function: protein binding. The transcript has 8 exons. NCBI's taxonomy places the organism in Eukaryota, Viridiplantae, Streptophyta, Magnoliopsida, Ranunculales, Papaveraceae.
GGAAGACAAAAUCCAGUAAACAGUGAGAAAAUGGAGCUUUUUGCUAGUUAAGGCAAUUAACUAGUUCCAAGUACUAAUUAAAGUAGCUUUUGCUAAUAAAAUUUGCUUUGCAUAAAAAAUUCCUAAUUAAAGCGGAGAAUUGGAGCGCCAAAGUAACCCUUUAUACAAACUGAAAGGAUAUAUAUACUCCGUAUGUCAGAGUAUUCCAAAUCCUCACUUUUGAAAUGGCCACACAGGGAUGCGUACAGCUGGGAAAUUUACGCAUGGUUUAGGAAACGUAACACUGACUCGAGUAUUUCUACACUGCCCCUUGUAAAACACUGCACCAAGGGAAGGAAUAAGGCCUUUUUUUGGCUUGCCUCAUUAGGGUAUGGCGUGACUUGAGAGUCCCGUAUAUGGAAACAAGAAUUUUAUGUCAGAGAACUUACAUGAAAGCUUUUCUCACCCCAAGAAGGAAAGUAUAUUCCCCCAUGCAUGUAUAUUAGACCCCUUAUCAUACCUGAUUUUCACUCACUCACUGUUCAAUCUUCAUCUUAGAAAAUUUCCUCCACCACCAUGUCUGCUAGAGAAUUAAGUAUUGGUGGUGGUCAUGAUAAUCGAUCUCCUGACGAAGAAAUUAUAGAUAUUAAAAUGUUACUUAAAGUACUCAUUGAAUCUCAUACUAAUACUCGAAAUGAGAUGAUGGAGAUCCUAAGAAGCAGUACUAGUCAUUCUAAAACUGAUAAAGGAAAAGACAAAGUUGUCGAAAACCCACCACCACCAGCAUCCAAUCAUCAAAAACAGAAAGUGGGAACUUUUUUUUAUUGCCCCUUCUUGCCUACGAUCCUGCCUCCGUCACUGCCAAUUGGAAAAAAUAAUGCGAACAGUAGUUCUGGUAAACAAGAGAUUGCACAGGUACUUGGUGGUGAUGAUGAGGAAUACAGGCAGCCCUCUGAAGUUGACGAGGCAAUUUAUGUUCCUGGUAGAAACGACCAACUAUACGAAGCACUAAGAGUCGAUGACUUGGAUCAGGCCACGGAGUUUCUUAAGAACAAUCCUGACGCGAUUAAUCAAGCAAUCACACAUGACUUGGGCACAACAUUGCAUUUGGCGGUAUAUUGGAAUAGAAAGACAAUAUUUGUAGAGGAGAUUGUGAAACUGAUGACACCUAAAGUACUUGAAUAUAAAAUAUGUACUAAUGGUAACACUGCACUUCACACUGCUGCCAGCCGUGGAAUCAUUAAAGCUGCUGUAAUGAUGGUGCAUAAGAACUCCAAGUUGACUCAGAUACGCAAUCACGACGGAAGAACACCACUCGAAUAUGCUCUUUUUUUUGUUACAUCUGGGCAGAAGGAAAUAGUUGAGUAUCUUUACUCAGUAACAAGAAACGAGGAGCCUAACAGUCCGUUCUCGGGUCCUGAUGGUGCUAGGUUAAUAUGCAGCGCAAUUGAUGCUAAUUUCUAUGAUUUGGCAUUUUGUCUUGUCAAACGAUUUCCGAAAUUGGUUAUGGAGAAUUCACCACAACAUGGUAUGUGUGGAUUAGAGUUGUUGGUUCGAAAGCCGUUUGCGUUUCCAAGCGGGACUAAGCUGACAUGGUGGCAGACCCGCAUCUAUUCAUUAAUUCAUGUGGACAUGAAUAUGACAUACGUCCAUCUGGCCGAGCCAAACACUUGCCAGUACUCCUCGGAAUUCAGUGAAAGAGAUAACGAGAACCCUCCAGAGUAUACCCAAGCAGAGGAGAGCUUUUCCUUAACCAGACAUACAAGAAUCCUCAUGCUUUGCUUAACACGAGUGCCUCAUCUUAAAAAAUCAUACAACCAUAAGUUGAUGCACCUACAAGCAACUGUGUUGCUCAAACAAAUGUUGGUGGAACUUCGUAAUGCAAACAGUACUCCUGAGAUAAUAAAUUUUUUCCAAUCUAAACCCGACAUCAUGAAGAUAUCUAUAAAGCAUGGAAUCAUAGAAUUUGUAGCCGAGUGUCUUGAACAGUUCGAUUACCUGGUUUGGCAGAAGAUAGCAAAUCAAACAAUGAUACAAAUGGCUAUAGCAGAGCGUAACGACAUAAUAGUGAGCAUGCUAUGCGAUUUUGGUGACACAUACGGAGAAAAGUUUAGCCUGCUUUCUGAAACAGAUGGUGACGAGAAUACCAUCUUGCAUUAUGCUGCCAAGUUAGCACCUCCUGUUCAACUCGAUUUGGUGUCUGGUGUAGCUCUUCAGAUUCAACGAGAAUUACAGUGGUAUAAGGGGGUAGAAAGUAUUAUGCCAAGAAACGAUAAGUUCAAAAGAAAUAAGGAAGGAGAUACGGCUCAAGUUGUAUUUACAAAAGAACACAAAGACCUACUAAACGAAGGGGAGGUUUGGAUGAAAGAUACCUCCGGAUCGUGCAUGAUAGUGGGUGCCCUCAUUGCUACAGUAGCAUUUGCAGCUGCUUUCACUGUACCAGGAGGUCUUAUUAGUGACUUGGAUAGCACUAAGAAUGGUGCCCCAGUUUUCUUGGGACGGGUGUCAUUUUUGGUGUUUGUGGUAGCUGAUGCCUUAGCUUUAUUCUCUUCUAUAACAUCGGUGCUCAUGUUCUUAGCGAUAUAUACAUCGAGAUAUUCGGAAAUGGACUUCCUUCUGUCUCUACCACAAAAGUUAAUUAUUGGGCUUUCAACACUUUUCAUUUCGAUGGCCUCAAUACUUGCAGCUUUUGGUGCAUCGUUGUAUAUCGUGGUUGGAGAGAAGUUCCCGCAAGAGCUAGUUCCUAUAGCAUUGCUUGGUUGUGCUCCUACGGCCUUGUUUGUAUGGUUGGAAUUACCAUUGUUUUAUGAAAUGCUUCGUUCUACAUAUUGGGUUAGCCUAUUUCGGAAUCACAGAUAUAUCGAUCCUAGAAUUAAGAAGAACCACAACAAAAAGAAAGAAAACAUAGUAACUCGGGUCAGGUCUUUCUGGUCACUAUGAUUAAACAAUGGAUAUUUUGAGACGUCACAUAAUUUCUUUGUUGUUUCAGUAGAGAUUAAUCUCUCUUAUUUCUAUCAGUAACACUCUUGUUACGCUCUUUGUACGUUAGCAAUCAUUUUUGGUGUCUAUA